UUGUGUUUUGCUCUCCCUCGCCCAGUCCGAAACCCCUCUCUUCAACUCCUCUCUCACUCUCAUGAUUACAGAUCAAGGCACCACCCUCUUCUUCUCUCGUCUCCUCCUUCUGAAGUACGUCUCUAGGGUUUUUGUUCUUCGUGCUUAUCUGCUUUUGUGGUUCUGAAAGUGGAGACCGGAGAACUUCGAUGUCGUCGUCUUCCGCUCCUGCUCCUGCUGCUGCUUCUUCGAAGAUCUGUUUCAAUCAAGACUGUAAGGAUGCUAAAUCGGAGAGGCUGAGGAAGGGAUGGCGGCUUCGGAAUGGAGAAUACGCUGAGCUCUGCGAUCGAUGCGCUUCUGCAUUUGAGGAAGGGAGAUACUGUGAAACUUUUCACUCAGAAGCUGCUGGUUGGAGGGGCUGUGAGUCAUGUGGGAAGAGGGUGCACUGUGGAUGUAUUGUUUCUUUCCAUUCAUUUUUGUUAUUGGAUGCUGGAGGAGUUGAGUGCAUCGCAUGUGCUAGAAAAAAUAUGAUCCCGGCAUCCACGAUAUGGCCAUCCUCUUUUUUUCUGCCUCUACCACUUCCCGAGAGACUUAAAGACCUCUCAAUCAAGAAUUGGAGUCAUACUUCAGGUCCAAGUGCAGUUGCAGCACAGUGGCGUCAACCACCCAAUUUAUGGAAUACUGCUACUUCUCAGCCUGAGUUGCACCCUAGGUUGCCUUAUGAAGUUGACAGAUUAGGUGCUGUCUCUGCAAUGGACAAGAAGAAGUCUGAUGAUCCAUCUGAAAGAUUAGCAUCAAGCAGCUUGAAGCUUCCCACAUCAGAUAGACUUGCAAAUGGUAAUGCUGGUAUUGACACAUUGGCUGGAUUAACUACGUUUCACAGGGAAGAAGGGAAUCUUGAUGGCUCACAUCAUUCCUACCGCCAUAAGGGAGAAAAUGAUCCAGCAGAUACACGAAAAGGAGAUACUUCUAUGAACAAUGACAUACAUCCAAGUUCAUUUGUAAAUAUUUCACUAUCAUCAUCCAUUCCAAAGGAUGAACCAUCAACUCCACAUUUUGGGUUUGGUGCACCUUAUGUUUCAACCAGUGACACAAAUGCUGCAACUAAGACUUCUGGAACUCAAUCACAACGGCAAACCCCUCCACCUCCAUUGACAAAGCAAAUCUGUGCUAGUCCAAAUAAUGGUGGCGAUUCAUCUACCGAAUCUCAAUUACGCAAUGGAAGACCUCGAGGGGAUGCUCGAGGAAGGAAUCAGUUACUUCCCAGAUACUGGCCAAGGAUAACAGAUCAAGAGCUACAACAAAUCUCUGGAGACAAAAAUGCUGUCAUCACACCAUUGUUUGAGAAGAUGUUAAGUGCUAGUGAUGCAGGCCGGAUUGGGCGUUUAGUGCUUCCCAAAAAAUGUGCAGAGGCUUACUUCCCUGCAAUUUCUCAACCUGAAGGGUUGCCUUUAAAAGUCCAGGAUGCAAAAGGCAAGGAAUGGGUAUUCCAGUUCCGUUUCUGGCCAAAUAAUAACAGCAGGAUGUAUGUUCUAGAAGGGGUUACACCUUGUAUUCAGUCAAUGCAGUUGCAAGCAGGUGAUACAGUAACAUUCAGUCGGAUUGAUCCAGAAGGAAAACUGGUUAUGGGAUUCAGAAAGGCUUCUAGUGUUCCAGCUGACCAGGAUAAUCAAACACAUAAAUCUGGGAGUGGUAUCUCUGCAAAUGGAGAGGUUAAAUCAGCAGAUCCAGCAAGCACUUGGUCUAAGGUUGAUAAAUCUGGAUACAUAGCAAAAGAUGUGCCUGGAGCCAAGGCUUCUAUCCCAAGUAAGAGGAAAAGCAGCACCCUUGGCUCGAAGAGUAAACGCCUACGGAUUGAAAAUGAGGACUUGAUAGAGCUCAAAUUAACAUGGGAAGAAGCUCAAGGACUGCUCCGCCCACCUCCUAACCAUGCACCCAGUAUUGUAGUAAUCGAGGGCCAUGAAUUCGAAGAAUAUGAGGAAGCACCAGUACUUGGGAGGCCGACAAUUUUUGCAACCACUAAUCAGGGUGAUAAGGUCCAAUGGGCUCAGUGUGAAGACUGUUCUAAGUGGCGUAAACUACCCUUUGAUGCACUUCUUCCAUCCAGAUGGACCUGUUCCAAAAACUCAUGGGAUCCAAAAAGGUCUUGUAAUUCAGCACAGGAAUUAAGCAUGGAGCAGCUUGAAGAGAUUAUUUCUUCUGGAAAAUCCACUGCUUCCAAGAGAACCAAGGCUGCCAAACAAGACAAAGAUGCUGUUGAAGCAUCAGAUGGGCUUGACACUCUUGCAAACCUUGCCAUUAUGGGAGAAGGUGAUGCACUGCCUCCAUCUGCUCAGCCAACUACAAAGCAUCCUCGCCAUCGGCCUGGGUGCACAUGCAUUGUCUGCAUCCAGCCUCCAAGUGGGAAGGGCCCCAAGCAUAAACAGACAUGCACAUGUAAUGUCUGCCUGACCGUCAAACGCCGCUUCCGCACCCUCAUGCUACGGCGGGAGAAGCGACAAUCGGAGAAGGAAGCAGAGACAGCUCGCAAAAAGCAGCAGCAGAUUCACCUACCUAAGAAGACAACUCAGGAAGAUGAUCCACCAGUGAGCAGUAAUGCAAGAAAUAGCAGUCCAAACCAGAAACAAUCAGAAAAUGGGGUUUCUGAGGAGGAUUCAAACAGGAAGAAACCCUCCUGUUCACCUCUUAAAGGCCAAAUUGAUCUGAACAUCCAGCCAGAAAGGGAGGAUGAACCACCUUCUGUUUCAGAAUCUGCCAGUAUGCUAAGGAUGAUCCAAGAUGCAACUGACAUGUAUCUGAGGAAGCAGAGACUUUCAAGUUCAGCCACCAGAGAUCUAAACGAAGGUGGUGGGGAUGGUGCUGGAGCAGGAGGGGACAAGACUGAUGGUAUUUCCCACGGAAGUAAUCAUCUAGAAGUUGAUGCCGACCAUCCUAUCACUUUAUCUAUGUCCAUGUCUGCACCAACAUCAGCAACAGGCUAGAUUCUUGUCAGUGUUUUGCAAUAUAAUAUUGAAGAUAUGCACAGUGGGGGCGGUUCUGUGUAAAUUCAUUGACAUCUACACGGGGUGCUCCCUUAACCCGAUCCACAUCCACAAACAACGGCUGCCCAUGUACAUAAAAGGAAAGAGGUAGGAUUUUGGAGAAUAUGGUAAUUUAUUGAUUGUAUGUCUUGUACUUCUUUUCAACACCAAGAGACUGGACAGCAGGAUAGAAGCUCUACAUUUUUUUGGAUGCUGAUCUUGUUGUCUUCAGGAGAAGGCGAGGGUUUUCAAUCCUUCAAAACAGAGAAAAGGAAUGUUUCCUGUUUACUCUUUUGAGCUUCAUUGCAUUUAUGGUUUAAGUUUGAAAACCAUGGUGAUGGUGUUACUUUUUUUAGCAAUCAAAGUAUCAAACUACCUA
Nelumbo nucifera (sacred lotus) is the source of this 3378-nucleotide messenger RNA. Its product is annotated as B3 domain-containing protein Os07g0563300-like. The record is from RefSeq and is a predicted model, not a curated record. Gene Ontology annotation, molecular function: DNA binding; zinc ion binding. NCBI's taxonomy places the organism in Eukaryota, Viridiplantae, Streptophyta, Magnoliopsida, Proteales, Nelumbonaceae.